Molecule: messenger RNA, 757 nt
Organism: Apaloderma vittatum (bar-tailed trogon)
Lineage: Eukaryota; Metazoa; Chordata; Aves; Trogoniformes; Trogonidae
Product: NEDD4-like E3 ubiquitin-protein ligase WWP1
Exons: 6
Source: RefSeq, a predicted model, not a curated record
AGGCUAAAGCCUCACCUCUGACAUGGCCACAGCCUCACCAAGAUCUGAUGCAAGUAACAACCAUAAUGGAAGAUUACAAAUGCAAGUAACAGUUUCUAGUGCCAAACUGAAACGGAAAAAAAAUUGGUUUGGAACAACUUUUUACACGGAAUUAACUGCAGAUGGAGAAAUUAAGAAAACAGCAAAAUCAAGUAGUUCUUCAAAUCCAAAAUGGGAUGAACAGCUGACAGUGAAUGUGACUCCACAGACUACGCUGGAAUUUAGAGUGUGGAGCCAUCACACUUUAAAAGCAGAUGCUUUAUUAGGAAGAGCCACUGUAGACUUGAGACAAGCUUUGGAAAUACACAAUAGAAAAUUAGAGAAGGUGAAAGAACAGUUGAAACUCUCUUUGGAAAACAAGAGUGGCAUGGUGCAAACAGGUGAACUGACAGUUGUGCUAGAUGGUUUGGUUGUUGAACAAGAAUCUCUUACAAAUCUCAGUUCACCAGCAACCAAAGUUCAGCAAAAUGGCGAGGCGGUGCAUGAAAGCAGAGAUCCUUCAGCAAGAAGUACAUCCAGAUCUGCUUGUGACAUUUCUAAUGGGAUAGACAAUCAAGUACCUUCCAACUCUGUAGUACAGAAUACGUUCUGUAUAGAAGCUGUUAAUGGGGACAGCACACCAUCUCCUGCUCACGUUGCAGCCAGACCCAAAAAUACACCAGUACCAAAACCACUUGCAGCUCAGCCUGUCAACAGCACUGGUAAGAAUGGGAGAGUU